CUGCACUAGUGUAGCAGUGUUCACCUAUUAGGACAGAAAUGGCCUCAACGGAGGGAAACACUCAGACAUACAAGCUGACCUCUUUUGACAAUGACAUCAACCAACACUUCCAGGAUGCAAUUGAUGUGAUUCAACAGCAUUCAAGUAAUUCAUAUUACGAUUCAGAGUACACAUAUUAUGAGACUCUGGGUACUCAGCAGCCAUCACUGCAGUGUCAGAUCUCCUGCUGCCUUGUCACACGUCAGUCUGAAGUACCAGCUCCACUAUAUGACUGGAAUGACAUGGCUCAGCAGUCUUGGCCUCAGGUCAUCCCUGAUGUCUCCUUGGGUCACUCUGUGCAAAAUGAAUCGCCUCAUUUCUACUCAAUCUUACCACCACAGAGAACCAGCAAAGGUCGUAAGAAGCUCAGACUUUACGAAUACCUCCAUGAGGCUCUGAAUGACCCCAACAUGGGCGACUCAAUCCAGUGGACCGACAACGGCAGCGGCACCUUCCACUUCAUCUCCAAGAACAAGGAGAAGCUGGCUGAGUGCUGGGGCCAACGCAAGGGCAACCGCAAGACCAUGACCUAUCAGAAGAUGGCGAGAGCUCUGAGAAACUACAGCCGCACCGGUGAGAUCAUCAAGGUGCGCCGCAAACUCACUUACCAGUUCAACCCAGACAUCCUGCACAGGCUCGGCUCUGCGCAGGCGUCCGUGCACCUGCCCAGCCGCCCUGCACAAGAGGAGGCCCACACCCGGCAGCUAAACUCCACUGAACAGAGCUACAGCGGCACUGCGGCGGUGGACUGGCACAGCUGGUACGCAAACUACCAGCUGCAGGAAGACUAUGAGCUGGCUUCCAGCUUCACUUCACACAGCAUAACCAAACUAUGAGCUGGAGGACGGUUUAAUCAUAGAGGGGCAAAAUCCUUUUAAUAGUCUGAAAAGGUUUUCAAAGACUUGGUUUUGGUUUGGUUUUUCUACUCUCAAACCUUUUUGGGCCCACAUUCAGUCCUUGCAUGUAAUUACUGCUUAUAGUGGGACUAUUACUGUCAUUAACACUUUUCAGUCAAAAGUGUUUAAAUACCCUUUUUAUGUCAUUUUUGUUCCAUGUAAAGGAGUAUUACUGUAAAUGUAUUUGUAAAUACUUAAAAAUAUGAUUGCUUAUUUUAGAAAAUCCUUAGAAUGAAAUCAAAACUGGGUCCGUAUUCAGUCAAUUAAUGUUAUUUUAUGUCAUAAUCGGACUAUUUUGGUCAUUUAAAGUAAACAAUUUUUUUGUGGAAUAAUACACUGCUAGUCAAAUGUAUCACUGUAAAUGAAUUGUAAAUACAUUUAAACUCCAACAUAUGAAUGAGAAAAUUCUCUAAGUUCAUCAAGAAAAGUGUUUUCUUUCUUUACAAAACGCCUACAUUUAAAUGAUAAUGCCCUGGAUAUUACUUAAAACAUGUUAUCAUUUAGACAUCUUUUAAUUACUUAUGUAAAUACAUUUCCAUUCGACAUGUAGCUGACGCUGAUGCUAACAUAUAUAUUGUGGACUUGUGCACCUUUCCCCUGCGCACACCUGCAUUUAAUAAAGCACUAAUUAAAAAAAACAUAUGCCACCUAACAGGCAGGAUUUCAUUUUUUUAGGGUUUAGGGAGUCUGAAGAAUUAAAAGUUCCUCCUAUAUUCCUACAAAGAACUGUAAUAAAAUAUAUAUAUAUUAAAACUAUCAUAGUAAGUAAUAAGUAUUGUGGGUUACAUUACUAAAAGGCAUUUAGAAAUAAAAUAUGAAAAAAGUUAAAUGAAUUUGAACAAUUAAGACCAUUUGCAAUACAAUUAAAUAAAAAUCAUAAUCAUGUACCAAUAUGUUCUACUGCAGACACACUGUUUUGACUCUACAAGACAGUGGAAUAGGUCAUAUAGAUUAUUUUAUACCAAUAAUAACAAUUUAAAAGUUUAAGUCUACGGCUCCUGUUGUUACAUCAAGCAACCAGUAAGAAGCAUUGUGUCUGAUGACAUGUAAAUCUUGAUACUUUUCUUGAUAAAACAAUGUUUUGUAGACUUUUAUAUGUAUUGUGUAUUAAUACAUGUUUGUUCCUAAUAUU
Molecule: messenger RNA, 2067 nt
Organism: Sander lucioperca (pikeperch)
Lineage: Eukaryota; Metazoa; Chordata; Actinopteri; Perciformes; Percidae
Gene: spic
Product: Spi-C transcription factor (Spi-1/PU.1 related)
Exons: 5
Coding region: 39-875 (278 amino acids)
Biological process (GO): regulation of transcription by RNA polymerase II; cell differentiation
Cellular component (GO): nucleus
Molecular function (GO): sequence-specific DNA binding; DNA-binding transcription factor activity, RNA polymerase II-specific
Source: RefSeq, a predicted model, not a curated record